Messenger RNA from Lichtheimia ornata, 846 nucleotides. RefSeq lists its product as uncharacterized. Gene Ontology annotation, molecular function: cyclin-dependent protein serine/threonine kinase activator activity. The transcript has 8 exons. Gene Ontology annotation, biological process: regulation of transcription by RNA polymerase II; positive regulation of DNA-templated transcription, elongation. NCBI's taxonomy places the organism in Eukaryota, Fungi, Mucoromycota, Mucoromycetes, Mucorales, Lichtheimiaceae. The record is from RefSeq and is a predicted model, not a curated record. Gene Ontology annotation, cellular component: nucleus; cyclin/CDK positive transcription elongation factor complex. Bases 1 to 846 code for a protein of 281 amino acids.
AUGGUCGAUCAACAAUGGUAUUUUACCAAGGACGAGCUGUUGGAUACCCCAAGCAUCCAUGCCGGAUAUACCUACCAAGCAGAACAGAUUGAUCGUACCAAAGGCUGUCUCUACAUACUUGCUGUUGCAGCCAAGCUCAACUUACCACAGUUGGUUAUUGCCACAGCUUGUACGUUCUUCCACCGAUUCUACAUGCGGCACUCUAUGAAAAGUUUUCCUGUUUAUGAUAUUGCAGCCACUUGUCUCCUUGUCGCCACCAAAGUUGAAGAAUGCACGCGUCGCUUAAAAGAUUUUCUCAACGUAUGCGCUCAAAAGGCCCAAAAGAACGACAGUGUGCAAUUUGAGGAGAAUUCAAAGGAUUUCUGGAAAUGGAAGAAUACAGUGCUGGCCAAUGAAACUGUACUUUUGGAGGCAAUCUGCUUUGACUUUUCCAUUGACCAUCCACAAGCAGCUUUAUUGGAAUUGGCUUCGGAACUUGAUGUGCCCGAGGAAUGUGUACGAAGGGCUUGGAUGUUGCUAUAUCAAGCGCUUGGGAUGCCGCUAUGUCUUAUUUAUCACCCACGAGUCGUUGCUACAGCCGCGCUUUUGCUUGCAUGGCAUUUCUCGUAUGAAAACCAACCCCCAACAGAUUGGUGGGCAACAACUGGUCUCGAUCCUGCAGAGAUCAAUGAGUUGGCUGCAGACAUGCUGGACUACUUUCAAGAGCAUUACCAUAUUCGAAAGCCCUCGUCUACACCUACCCCAACUACUAAAUCACCCUAUUACGCUAACUCUCCGCACUAUACUUCGUCAUCACAAUCACCCUCGCCAUACUCCAAUCCAUCAUCAAGCCAACAUCGCCGUUAG